This is a messenger RNA of Sinocyclocheilus grahami, 2415 nucleotides long. RefSeq names its product protocadherin alpha-8-like. The record is from RefSeq and is a predicted model, not a curated record. The transcript is spliced from 2 exons. Gene Ontology annotation, biological process: homophilic cell-cell adhesion. Gene Ontology annotation, molecular function: calcium ion binding. Bases 1 to 2415 code for a protein of 804 amino acids. Gene Ontology annotation, cellular component: plasma membrane. NCBI's taxonomy places the organism in Eukaryota, Metazoa, Chordata, Actinopteri, Cypriniformes, Cyprinidae.
AUGGAAGCCGGAGGACAAAGGCGCAAAUGGGCGUAUUGGUCGAUUGCUUUGUGUUUCUCCUUGCUUCUGUGUUUUGGACAGCAAGUUUCAGCGCAGAUAAAAUAUUCUAUUCCAGAAGAAUUGAAAGAAGGAUCCGUUGUAGGACAUAUUGCUAAGGAUCUUGGCCUUGAUGUCAGCACUUUAGUAAACAGGAGAUUCCGUAUUGUGUCUGGAUCAAAGGAUACUCUUUUUGAGGUAAAUCAAAACAAUGGCGUCUUAUAUGUGCAUAAGAAAAUUGACAGAGAGGAGCUGUGUGAUGGAAAUGGCGCAUGCUUGAUUAAUCUGAAAAUGGUGGUCGAAGAUCCCUUGGAAAUUCAUUAUGUUGGAGUGGAGGUAACUGAUGUUAAUGAUAAUUCACCCACAUUCACAGAAGAGGAGGAGCAUUUUGAGAUUGCGGAACACACACCCACAGGGACGCGUUUCCAAAUACAGACAGCACGAGAUGCUGAUACGACUGUGAAUAAUGUCCGGUCUUAUAAACUGAGUAAUAAUGAGUAUUUCGAAGUUGAGACUAAGGACAGACAUGACGAAAAAAUACCGCUUUUAGUUUUAAAGAAAGCACUUGACCGUGAAAACGCCGCAGAACAUAGAUUAAUACUAACUGCAAUCGAUGGUGGAAAUCCACCACGGUCAGGAAAUCUUAACAUAAUUGUUACUGUCCUUGAUGUUAAUGAUAACCGCCCUGUGUUCAGUCAAGACUCCUAUUCUGUAAUGGUAAAAGAAAAUGCUGCUAUCGGUACGAUUUUGGUAAAACUUGAUGCAACUGACUUGGACGAAGGUUUAAAUGGUGUUGUAGAAUACGCCUUUGGAAGAAACCUGAAGCGUAAAGUGCAAAAUCUGUUUAUACUCGAUAGUGCAACAGGUGAAAUUCAGAUUAAAGGUGUGCUGGACUUUGAGGAAACAGAAUUGUACAAGUUAGACGUACAAGCAUCUGAUAAAGGCCAACCACCCUUAGCAGCAGAAUCCGUCGUUAUUAUUAAAGUAGCAGAUAUAAAUGAUAACGCUCCUGAAAUAGACCUCACGUCUCUUUCCAAUAUAGUUUCCGAGGAUUCUAAACCUGGGACUGUAAUUUCAUUGAUUAGCAUCAGUGACAAAGACUCCGGUAUAAAUGGAAAGAUAAUUCUAAGUGUUUCUGAUAAUGUUCCCUUUGAGCUGAAACCAUCAGUUCAAGAGAAUAUUUAUUCCCUUGUAACUAAAGGAAAAUUAGAUCGAGAACUUGUGUCCCAUUAUGACAUAACAAUAACAGUCACUGAUUUAGGAAAACCUCCGUUAUCUUCGUUUAAAUCUCUGAGCGUUCAGGUAUCAGAUGUUAACGAUAACAGUCCUGAAUUUUCUCAAGAUCCGCUUGAAUUGUACUUAGUAGAAAAUAACGCACCUGGUGCCUCCGUAAUGUCUGUGAGCGCAUUCGAUAAAGAUUUAAAUGAAAAUGCAAUGAUUACUUAUUAUAUUAUUAGAGGGGGCGCUGCACAAAAGGAUAUGGCCUCUUUCCUCAACAUUAACUCUGAAACGGGAGUUGUUUACGCCUUAAACCGCUUUGAUUUUGAAGUAAUUAGAAAGUUUCAGUUCCAAGUUUUUGCCUCAGACUCUGGAACUCCGUCUCUGAGCAGUAACGUGACAGUGAACGUGUUUAUUCUGGAUCAGAACGACAACGUUCCAGUGAUCUUAUAUCCAGUCAGCGCUAACGGUUCUGCUGAGGGUGUGGAAGAGAUUCCCCGUAAUGUGAACGCAGGUCAUUUGGUGACUAAAGUCAGAGCCUAUGACGCAGAUAUAGGAUACAACGGCUGGUUAUUAUUUUCACUGCAGGAAGUUAGUGACCACAGUCUCUUUAGUUUGGACCGCUAUACAGGACAGAUAAGGACCCUUCGCUCAUUCACAGAAACAGACGAGGCCCAGCAUAAACUGCUCAUACUGGUCAAAGACAAUGGGAACGUUUCACUCUCAGCAACAGCGACUGUGAUUGUCAAAGUCGUGGAGCCCAAAGAGGCUUUUGCUGCUUCUGAUGUGAAAAACGCAGUAAAAGACGAGGAGGAAAACAACGUGACAUUUUAUUUGAUCAUCACUUUGGGCUCGGUUUCAGUGCUUUUUGUCAUCAGCAUCAUCGUGUUGAUUGUAAUGCGGUGCUCUAAAUCGACAGACUAUUCGUCCAAGUAUUUACAGGACACAAAUUACGACGGGACUAUGUGUCACAGCAUCCAGUACAGAUCUGGAGACAAACGGUACAUGUUAGUUGGACCCAGAAUGAGUAUCGGCUCUACUUUAGUCCCGGGCAGUAAUGGAAAUACUCUAGUGAUCCCAGACCGCAGGAGGAGAGAUUCUGGAGAGGAUUUGUCUUCAUGUAGACCACCCGAUGUCACUGUUACUCCAGUAUUUGUAUAG